Messenger RNA from Sesamum indicum (sesame), 2917 nucleotides. It is a transcript of the gene NIG, whose product is annotated as NSP (nuclear shuttle protein)-interacting GTPase. NCBI's taxonomy places the organism in Eukaryota, Viridiplantae, Streptophyta, Magnoliopsida, Lamiales, Pedaliaceae. Gene Ontology annotation, molecular function: GTPase activator activity. The record is from RefSeq and is a predicted model, not a curated record.
UCAUGCCCUAUAUUCUCGGCACACUCGAUACCAUCUCCCAUUUUAAUUUCUGAUUAAUAUUCUCUCCCUACGUUCUCUUUUCUAUGUUUUUUCGUACGUUUUCAACAGCAAAAGGGAGCUGUCUUUCUCUGCUUCUACUCUUUCUUAAAGUUGAGCUGUAAAAGGAUAAACUUGAGAUCCAUCAUCUCUAAGCAGACCUUCAUUGAUCUAUGAGAUUGUCCUUUGCCGAUCAGGUCUAUUAACUUCUACUGGCUCAAUACUGCCUUCCCUUCUUGAAGUUUGUUCAAUUGGACUUAUACUUUUAUCAAGUAAGUAAAAGGUAGAUUGAAUUGUGAAGAAAAAGUGGUGGGGUUUAUUCUGUUGGUAUUGGGAUGGCGAAUCGACUUAAAGAGGACGAGAAGAAUGAGAGAAUUAUACGGAAUCUUCUGAAGCUUCCUGAGAAUCGCAGGUGUAUCAACUGCAACAGUUUGGGGCCUCAAUAUGUGUGCACUAAUUUCUCAACAUUUGUCUGUACAACGUGCAGCGGGAUACAUCGAGAGUUCACGCAUAGAGUCAAGUCGGUAUCUAUGGCUAAAUUUACUCCACAAGAAGUUAGUGCCCUUCAGGGAGGGGGGAAUGCAAGUGCUAGAGAAAUUUAUCUCAAGGAAUGGGAUCCUCAACGUAAUUCACUCCCUGAUGGCAGCAAUAUAGAGAGACUACGUGAUUUCAUCAAGCAUGUCUAUGUCGAUAGAAGAUAUACUGGUGAGAGGAACUUGGAAAAGCCUCUGAGGGCGAAGAUGGGAGAAGCCGAAGAUUUCAAUGGCAAUAGGAGGAUAGACACCUAUCAGGGUGGUUCACGAAGUCCACCUUAUGAAGACACUUUUGAACGCCACCAUAGUGAUAGGCGUAGUCCUGGUGGAAGAAGUCCAGGAUAUGAUCGGCAAAAUAGUGAAUAUAAAAGAAGUCCUGCUCAUGGUGAAGUAGUUAAUGACUGGCGACGAGAGGAUAGGUUUGGAAAUGGGAGGAGGUCUGAAGAUAGAAGUUCUGAUGGAGGGUCUAAGGUUGAAGGUAAAUCACCUGAUAGUCAAAGAGAUUCCGACAUAUCCAGCCCGCCUAUUGUCCGUCCUGUUAGAGAUAUCUUAGGAGAGAAUGUAUCUCCUCUUCGAGUAAUAGAACCUCCAAAAGUCACUGGUGUCAAGUUAACUGAUGGUUCAGCACAGACACAGAGAACUGCAUCCUCAAGCAGCUUGGCCUCAUCUGAGAAUCCAUCUGAGAUCAAAAUGGAGGCUUCGUUUAUUGAUUUCGAUUCUGUUCCCGAACCUCCAAUAACAGUGACUGUUCCACAAACCCAGCAAGUGCCUCCAGAUGCAUCUUCCGUGCAAGUGACAGCAUCUAGUGGUGAUGACUGGGCAAAUUUUGAUUCUGUACCUGAGGUGAAAGCAUAUACUGCACCCUCAAACUCUUUGGAAUCUGUGCUUUCGGAGCUGUCAAUUCCAGCACCCACAUCUGGUGCCUCUGCUCCUGUGGGCAACUUAUCAUCUUUCCAAUCUAGUGGCUCACAAGGCUCAUCUUUUGGGUCAUCCUUUGGAAGUGCUGGUCCGUCAUCAGUGCUUCCCCAUGGUGGUAAUCCUGCGGCAUCCCUUGGACCAGUACCACAACAGUUGGUCAAUGUUGAAGGUAGCCCGCUUGCCAAUGAUCUCGCUAGAGGACAAUGGACUACCAUGAAUUCUCAAAAUCAUUCCAUUCUCCCUGGAGGUAUUGGCCAGCCGAUUUCUCAACUAGUUACCCCUGCUGUUGGUGGGUCUUCAAGCAACGAGCCAUGGAAUUCACUUGCGCCAAAUGCCCAAGGACCACCUGGUACAUCUGUUGCACGAGUUGGCAACUUUGAAACAGCUCCUGCCAUGGGAACCUCAAUUGGAUUCCGGACAGAAUCAUCAGAAGCAAAAUCUAGUGGGAGAAAAGCACUGCCUGAGGAUUUAUUUACUGUGAAUUACUCUUAUACUCCAUCUCCAGUUUCAGGCUGGUAUUCCGGUUCUGCAUAUGUUGCUGGGGUCCCUAUGCAGUAUAACAUGCCAAUGGUUGUACCUAAUUUCCAGCCAGUAUCGAGAUCGGCAAAUCCUUUUGAUGUUGGCAAUGAACCUUCUCCUGUUCAAGCCUCAACAUUUCCUUCACUAGCAUCUUUGGGAGGUGCAUUACCCCAAACUACAACUCCCUCCGGGCUACUGCGUACUUCAAGCCUUGGAGGCCUUCCACCUCAUCCUCCGUCGAUGCUUGCUCAAGGACCAUCUUAUGCAUCUGCAACCCCUCCAACAGGUUCUGUUAUUCAACAAGAAAUAGCGGGCACCAUGACACCAAGGCCACAAGGACUAUCCGGCUUCAGCAUUCAGGACCCUGCUUUUGCACCUCUAAACCCAAAUUCUCAACUGGGUGGAUUACAUCCAGCUCAGUCUGCUUCAAGUAACUUCACUUCUUUAGGUGGAAACCCAUUUGGCUAAGAAACAGAACCAGUUUGGUGUGAGCAUCAUCUUGUUGCUUCCUUUCAACUCAUUAUAGAUGAUAUUGUAAUGGUUCUACUGAGAAUGAAGUGUGCUGCAUUUGGAAUUGGACAAAUGAUUCAUUUUUCCUUGGUGUACUUCAGAAAGCAGUUACAGAGUGGAGCUUGACUCAAUCUAUUGUUGAUUGAGCUCAUUCAUGUCCAUCUGAACUAUAUAGCCCAUGAAGCUGGCGACUGUAGCAUGUUUAACUAGUUCUGGUGAUGCGGUUUAUGCCGUUUUGCUUUCCAAACUUCUGUAUUAUAAGUUCAUUUUUCUGGUUUAGUAUUGUGGUGAGAUGAUACUUGUAGUUUAAGAAACAAAUCAGCUUGUAGAGUGAAUUUUUAUAUUACCAUUGUGUCGAAUUUGGAUAAAUAUUUAUGUUGAUAUUUGUAUUUUUAAAUAAA